UUCACCUCAUUGCUGUUUUUGUUGAUGAAAACGUCAGAUUAAGAAAACAAUUUUGUCAACACUUUUUCCUUCGUCAAAAGCAGAAGUUAGAGUGUUUGUGUUCAUUCUUCAGUGAGAUAUGGGUUGGAAGCGAACAGGGUUCUGGGCCUUGUGCCUGUCUAUGCUGUCAAGUUUUGCCUUAGCGCAAAUCACACUGGAUAAUUUGAACGACCAAGAAGUCGACAAUGGAGCCACGGUUGUUCUGAAUUGCAUCUUGAGGGGCGCUCGACAAUCGGACAGUCUGAUUCUAUUUUGGUAUCAUGAAACCACUGCAGUUUCUUUCAAUGAUGCUUUAACUGUCGUCAACCCAAGGUACAAGCUGAACACAAGCCCCUUUGGCCAGUGGAAGCUGACCAUUCAGAAUGCCCAAAGGUCUGACCAGGGGAAAUGGAGAUGCCAGUUGCAAAGCCCGCUUGCUGUCAUGGAAGAAAUGAAACUGGUUGUGCGCACACCACCCAGUAUCGAAUACAUCACACCAAAUAUGUCACCGAUGCCCGGUUCAACAGUGAGACUGUCCUGUAAUGCCACAGGGAGCCCCGAGCCGACCAUCCAAUGGCAAAGACUGCAACCAGUCCCAAUCUUCCCGCAGCCCUUAGGUGGGGCGUACUACACUGGCAGGGAGCUUGUCAUUGAUGACAUCACUGGAGAGUGGCGUGGACUAUAUCAAUGCCUUGCCUCAAAUAGCGUCGCACCCCAGGUUACUGAGCAGGUGUUUCUGCAAAUGGAAUAUGCUCCCACUGUUGAGGUAAAAGAUGGUGUUGUGAGUGCUCCUCGUCAGGAAUCUGCGAACCUUGUCUGUAUCUGCAAAGCAUUCCCGGCCGUACGAAAUAUCAACGAUAUAAAUUGGUUUAAAGGAAACGAUCAAGUCGUCGUAAGUGAUGGUUACCAGAUCAGCCUGGACCUGGACCUAGAAAUGGACCCCAACCGAGAGACGACGGUCUCAACAUUGGUGGUUGGCACUGUCAAUGAUGACACCCUUGGGGAGUACACUUGUCGGUUUGAAAACUUGCUUGGAAAUGCUGAAGCUAGAGUUACCUUGGGAGUGAGUGUUAAGAUUGAUCCUGAUACUGGAAAGUCCACAAGCAAGGCUUCGACCAUCAUGGCUGCCAUCGUGAUCAACAUGGUAUUCAUCGCCAUAGCAACAGCUCUGGGACAGUUUUAAGAAGAAAACAAACACGGUAACCAUGUUGCCAUAGCAACAGUUCUGGUGCGCUUUUGUAAUCAAAAUGCACUUUUUUUAUUUGUCUCAGAGCACAUGACCACAAUUAUUCCACUCUUUUAUAACUUUUAUGCAAUAUUAUAAAAAAAAUUGUAAUUGUACAGUGCCUUUGCUAUUUUUAUCAUGGUGUUCGAAAAAGGUACAUUUGAAAUAUUUUACAUAGUGUAUACUCACACAUGUGUGUCAACUCUUUUUUUUUUUUUUAAGCAGUAUCCUUUGACUCAUUACGUGUCAUAUCCAAAAGCUUAAUUCAAGAAUUUUUGAGUUUGACAACAAAAAACCCGGAAAGUAUUCAACCUUUUCAAUGAAUGGGUGUGUUUUACAUUGAAUCACUUGGGUCAUUAAAAUUAUUGGAUGAGCAGUUAAUCUACCUAGGCCAGUCAGCAGCCCUACUGGGUUGUGCAUGAUCCAAUUAAGUCCACUGUUUGGAAAAGAACCUACUUGGAGAUAACAGGUGUGAGUUGCUAGAGGUAAAGGAUGUUUUAUUUUUCUUAAUGGGGCUUUCCCGUAAGCAAAAUUGGGUAAGGACAGCCCGGAAUCAGUCAAAAUAUAGACCUAGGAAUGUCAUUAAAGGCAGUGGACACUAUUGGUAAUUACACAAAAUAAUCAUUAGCAUAAAACCUUACUUGGUGAUGAGC
This is a messenger RNA of Asterias rubens (European starfish), 1896 nucleotides long. RefSeq names its product lachesin-like. NCBI's taxonomy places the organism in Eukaryota, Metazoa, Echinodermata, Asteroidea, Forcipulatida, Asteriidae. Gene Ontology annotation, cellular component: neuron projection. Bases 119 to 1201 code for a protein of 360 amino acids. The transcript is spliced from 7 exons. The record is from RefSeq and is a predicted model, not a curated record.